AUGGCUAUAACUCAAUUUGUAUUGUUCGUUUUCAAGCAGACGAAAAGGAAGCAGUUAGAUAAAUAUUUAGACGAUAUACACUUGGCGAGUGUUUCUUCCGAACAUUGUCUCUUAUUUACUUCAAAUGUCAAGGCUAAAGAUCUCAAGCAGAAUGUGUCGAAAAAUAUUGAUGAAUUCAAAAGAAUUCUUAUUAGGGGAAGAAAGCAAGUUGUAAAGCACACGCUCUUCUGCCUCGUGUUUACUCUAAAUACUGAUCACCAUGAGUACAAUGGAAGAUUUUUUUUGAGACUUCGUUCGAUACACGAAAAAUAUUGA
Molecule: messenger RNA, 315 nt
Organism: Clunio marinus
Lineage: Eukaryota; Metazoa; Arthropoda; Insecta; Diptera; Chironomidae
Source: the annotation of a GenBank genome assembly